UGCUUGUGUGUAAAUCAGAGAAAGAGUUUCAGAGUGAGUUGAUAUUCCUCUCCAGUGUGGUCUUGAAGGGAUGCUGAAAGCACCAUGAAGUGAUUUAUCAUGGACUCUGGGUUUCUCAGUUACAGUAGUCAUAUGUAACUCAUACUAGGAAAAUGAAGAUAUGGAUCAGUGUCCUGUGGCUGUGACUUCAUUAUAAAUAGCGAACUAUGGAAAGGAAGUAAAAGGAGAGUCCAGAGUACAUCACCUGAACACACACUGCAACAUUUACACAACAGGCCUGGAGACAAGAGUGAAAGACUGAGAGAUCAAUAAGGCUGGAGACCACAGUAAAUGUGUGUAUAAGGAAAGGAGAGAGAGAGAGAGAAAGAGAGAGAGAGCGUCUGUGUGUAUGUGCGUGCGUGUGCGUGUGUGUGUGUGUGUGUGUGUGUGUGUGUGUGUGUGUAUGCAGGAGUGUUAGGGAGGUGUGUCUUACACACUUGGCUCCCAGGGUCGGUGAGCACCAGCCCAGCGCACACAGACCCCCACAGAACCGCUCCACUGCUGCACGCAGGGCUUUAUUGAAGCUUGUAAAAGUGGACUAAACAAUCAGGUCUGUUGCUGUUAUCUGUCCAUUCUACUGAUCUGCAAGUUGAUCUUUUCUUCUCUGUCGUCUUGAGUCCCCUCAUGGGCGCCAUAUCAGCCAGUGCUAGAAAACUUUCAGCAGAGGGACUCACAACAUCUCAGCCUUGACUAUGGAGAUGAAACAGACAGUGAUGAUGAACCCAGAGGACCAAGACGAAAAGGACAAAUCUGAAGAGAAUGGCAGGCUGGUAGAUGGCAGCAUUGCUGAGAAAGAGCAGAAACCAGUCUCAGGGCCCACACAGGUGUCAAACGGGUACCCCAGUACAUCAGGGGAAGGCACCGGGGAUGUAGGGGACAGGACAAAUUCUCCUGGGGGAUUCAGGACUCUUGUGGUCCAGCAGACCAGUCUGGAUCCUCCCAGGGAGACAUGGAGCAAGAAGGUAGAUUUCCUCCUGUCUGUCAUCGGCUACGCAGUGGACUUGGGCAACGUGUGGCGCUUCCCAUACAUCUGCUACCAGAACGGAGGGGGUGCUUUUCUGUUUCCCUACCUGCUGAUGGCAGUGUUUGGCGGGGUUCCUCUCUUCUACAUGGAGCUGGCACUUGGGCAGUUCCACCGCAGUGGCUGCAUAUCCAUCUGGAAACAUAUUUGCCCCAUCUUCAAGGGUAUUGGCUUUGCCAUCUGCAUUAUUGCUCUCUACAUUGCCUUCUACUACAACACCAUCAUGGCUUGGGCUCUGUAUUACCUGUUGUCCUCCUUCAACACUACACUACCAUGGACAACAUGCAAAAACCCCUGGAACACGGUCAACUGCAAGCAGUAUAUGUCUACCGACAGCAACGUCACCUGGACCUAUGAUUCCACCUCACCUGCCGAGGAGUUCUAUACGCGGAAGGUGCUGCAGGUGCACCUGUCCCCAGGUCUUCAUCAACUGGGUGCAGUUAGUUGGCAGCUGGCCCUCUGUCUUCUCUUCAUUUUCAUCAUCGUCUACUUCAGCAUCUGGAAGGGGGUAAAGACCUCUGGCAAGGUAGUAUGGGUUACAGCAACUCUUCCAUAUGUUGUGCUGUUGAUCCUUCUGGUGCGAGGUGCUACUCUGCCCGGAGCAUGGAGAGGUGUUGUCUUCUACCUCAAGCCUAACUGGGAGAAGCUCCUGAGCACUACAGUUUGGAUUGAUGCAGCAGCACAGAUCUUCUUCUCUCUGGGUCCAGGUUUUGGUGUACUCCUGGCCUUUGCCAGCUACAAUCCCUUUCACAACAACUGUUACAAGGAUGCUUUGGUGACGAGCACAGUUAACUGUCUGACCAGCUUCUUGUCAGGCUUUGUGAUCUUCACUGUACUGGGCUACAUGGCUGAGAUGCGGAAGGAGGGGGUGGAGACGGUAGCAAAGGAUGCUGGUCCCAGUCUACUGUUCAUCGUCUAUGCCGAGGCCAUCGCCAACAUGCCGGCAAGCACUUUCCUUGCCAUUAUCUUCUUCCUCAUGAUCAUCAUGCUGGGAUUAGAUAGCACGUUUGCUGGGCUGGAAGGAGUGAUCACCGCCAUGUUGGAUGAGUUUCCCCACCUGUUGGCCCGCAGGAGAGAAUGGUUUGUGCUUGGUCUGGUGUGUGUCUGCUACCUGGGAGCUUUGUCCACUCUUACUUAUGGAGGGGCAUUUGUGGUGAAACUCUUUGAAGAAUAUGCAACAGGCCCUGCUGUCAUCACUGUAGUCUUCCUUGAAGUCAUUGCUGUUUCCUGGUUUUAUGGGACGACGCGUUUCUGCAAUGACGUGCAGUUGAUGCUUGGCUUCAGACCUGGUCUGUUCUGGAGGGUGUGUUGGGUAGCUAUCUGCCCCUGCUUCCUACUGUUCAUCAUUGGAAGUUUCCUGGCCUUCCCUCCUGAGGUGAAGCUGUUUGACUAUCUGUACCCUUUCUGGACCACUGUACUGGGCUACUGCAUUGGUGUCUCCUCUUUCAUUUGCGUGCCUUCCUACAUGGUCUACCACCUGCUCACCACCAAAGGGACCUUCAAACAGCGUCUGAUGAAGAGCAUCACUCCUGAGCCUGCAAACAUUGAAGGCCUGCACAGAGAUAUCAUCAUCACCAACGCUGUGUGAGUGGAGACCCUUCGCCCUCUGCUGGACAUGUAGCACAAGUGGGGAUUUCACCCUUCCUUCAUAUCCCAGAUCUGCCAAAGGUGUCUCCAUCCAGAACAUGUGAUAGUUGGACUCUAAGAUCCAGCAAUCCAGCUGCUCUAUUUCCCACCAUUGCUAAAUGUGGCAGCGUUCAAUGUACAUGUGAGAUAGCACCUGCCAUAAAGAUAUAUCUAUUGGGUAUUCAAGUCAGGUGUCUGGUAGCACAAAUGUCUUUUUGGUUUUCGUUACCAUUUUGUGAUCUUUGUUUCAAACAAAUGUACUAGAACUACUAAAGAAAUCACUAAAGAGCAGUAUACAUAGUAUACCCAUGUUUUACUCUAUUUAGCAUUUUCAUAUAACAGCCCCAACUAACAGUUUUAUUUUGUAUGCAUUUGACAUUUCAGGUAACUUUCAAAUUUAUGCGUGUUUCUGAAGCCAAAUAUUAUUAGACAUGACUUUUAUUACAGGUAAAUUUACAUCACAGCUCCUCGUGCUUCGGGUUUGUUUUGUUAGACAGGUGUGUGUAUGUAUGAAAAAUGUACUAGUGGUCAUGCCGCUUUGGAUGAACAUGGAGAGUGUCGCCACUCACAGCUGUAAGUUUUAUCAAAACCACAAAAUACUCAUAAUGUGACUGCAACAUUCUACAUGUAACAAAAAUUUAUUUGGGACCUUUUGUGGAAUUGCGUUAAUGUAAUGUGUCUUUUUCUGCCUAGCUCAUGAAACUGCACACCAACAGCCAACACACUGACUCAUUAUUUUCCAUGUUAUAUGUGAAUAACAAGGUAGCAGAAACCAAAUACUAGCGUGCUUGUUACAAAUGGUUCAGCUAAAUCCUAAAGACAUGGGGGAAAAACUAGCAAUGUAUGAAAGUGCAAGUAUGUACCUGUCUGUUUUGUGAGUGUUGUUGUCUGUGUUCCAGUCAUGUGACAACCUGUCAACCUCUUUAGGAGGACAUAUACGGGUGUGUGAUAUUUGUUCGUUUUCAAAGUGUGUGUGAGCUUUAAGUAAAUGUAGAAAAGCCAAAAGCCAUGGUUCGAUCUGUUCGUGUGUGCGCGCAUGCAUGCAGACAUGAAUGUAUACUAUGUACUUAGUGUGUGCCUCAAAAUAGUGCUGCCUCUUCCACCUCCCUAUCUUGUUUCUGUCUUUACAGUUUACUCUGUAUCAAAGUAGAAUCUCCUGUACUUUAUCAGUGUAUGUCUACAUGACUGUUAUAUGAAUACAUAAAGAAUAAAGAUAUAUAUAUGAGAAUUAUAUAUGAAUUAUUAGAGGAAUAAAAGUAUAUGUAUUAAUAA
Molecule: messenger RNA, 3958 nt
Organism: Tachysurus fulvidraco (yellow catfish)
Lineage: Eukaryota; Metazoa; Chordata; Actinopteri; Siluriformes; Bagridae
Gene: slc6a4a
Product: solute carrier family 6 member 4a
Exons: 15
Coding region: 732-2648 (638 amino acids)
Biological process (GO): sodium ion transmembrane transport; serotonin uptake
Cellular component (GO): neuron projection; membrane
Molecular function (GO): serotonin binding; serotonin:sodium:chloride symporter activity
Source: RefSeq, a predicted model, not a curated record